GCUGACCCUGAUGUGCAUGUGUCUCCUGCUGGGAUCUUCAUUAGCAGCGGUUGCGUCUCGUUCCUCAUCUUUUGUGGGGGAGUAUGGAGCAGGGGGAGGAACUGCCUACUCAUUUUCUGGGGAGCAGCUGAAUGGACAUAUCACAGCCUUGAGAGUGAGAGAGAAUGUCAAUCAUAUAUUAGGUUUGCAGUUUCGCUAUGGCAGACAAUGGAGCCCAUAUUAUGGAAACGCAGCGGGAACCCUGCAUGAAGUAGAGCUGUAUCCCGGGGAGAACAUCACACAGGUGUCUGGAAAGGUGGCAGCCUACGUUAACGAGUUAAUAUUUGUGACCAGCCAUGGACGUCUGUUACGCUUUGGUCAACCCUCUGGCACCAGUUUCAAUGACUUUCCCCUGUUUCCUGGUACUAUACUCCGAUAUGUGAGUGGGCGUUACUCCACAGUCAUACAUAGCAUUGGCUUCCAUUGGGGUUAUUGUAUCAAAUGUAACGACCUCUCCUAAACAAGUGUGACCAUAUCUAACACCACACUAGGGCAGUGGCUUUUGUAAAAGGGAUAUGAAAGGUUUCUUUGUGAUUCAGACAGAUCAUACAAUCUUAAAAAAGUUCUCAAAUUGAUUUUAUUAUUACAUUUUCUACCUCCACUGUAUUCUUUGUUGAAGAGAUACUUAGGUAGGCGUCUGGAGUACUAGAUGUGAGGAAAUAGUGCUGCCAUCUAGUGCUCUGGCAAAUGGUUAACAUUUUUGCGAAAACUGCUGCCAUAUAGUGCUCCACACACAUGCACGCUCCUCAGCUUACAUCCCUGCUUUUCAACAAAAGAUAUUAAGAGUAAUGUAGAAAAUGUAAUAAUAGAAGUUAAUUUUUAAAAUUGUAUGUUCUAUUUGAAACAUGAAAGAAAAGGUUUGUGUUUCCUACACCUUUAAUCUUUGUGCCCUGACAGCUCUUCCUGACAACACUGGUUAUACUGCAAACUUCUCUGACUAAUUCUGAACAAAUCAGCAAUAGAAAUUAAUAAAUACCAAUAGGCAAUUCACAGAAAUAUUUGUCACCUGAAAGUCUGCCUUGCUGAUGAAAGAGAUUGCACCAUUGCAGGAUUCGUUUGAGAGAUCAGUUACUUAUUGAAUUCCUAACCUUUCCUAUUUUGUUAUUUUUGUUCCUACCACAAAUUGUACAAAGUAUUAAAGAUGCUUUUCUCUGUCUGAAACGGGACAUUUUUAUUGAUAA
This is a messenger RNA of Bombina bombina (fire-bellied toad), 1220 nucleotides long. Its product is annotated as zymogen granule membrane protein 16-like. NCBI's taxonomy places the organism in Eukaryota, Metazoa, Chordata, Amphibia, Anura, Bombinatoridae. The transcript is spliced from 3 exons. Bases 11 to 499 code for a protein of 162 amino acids. The record is from RefSeq and is a predicted model, not a curated record.